This is a messenger RNA of Scheffersomyces amazonensis, 1392 nucleotides long. It is a transcript of the gene POT1-2, whose product is annotated as Pot1-2p. The transcript has a single exon. Gene Ontology annotation, cellular component: peroxisome. The coding region runs from base 193 to 1392 and encodes 399 amino acids. Gene Ontology annotation, molecular function: acetyl-CoA C-acyltransferase activity. The record is from RefSeq and is a predicted model, not a curated record. Gene Ontology annotation, biological process: fatty acid beta-oxidation; phenylacetate catabolic process. Lineage: Eukaryota; Fungi; Ascomycota; Pichiomycetes; Serinales; Debaryomycetaceae.
ACAAAUAUGUUUGUAAGUAUUUAUCCGUUCUUACCAACGGAAAAAUAUUUACCCCAGAUGUUUAGCAUUUAUUUUCCCCCACAUUGAAAAUUCUCUAACUACUGUAAAUUGCAAUUAAUAUAAAUAGUUGAUAUUUGUCAUUAAAUUAUGUCAAGCAAUAUAGUGAAAGUAUUAUCAAUCAAUUAAUAGAAAAUGUCAUUGUUAAAAAAGGCACCAUCUGAUAUAGUUAUUUUAUCAGCCUUGAGAACUCCUAUUACUAAAGCUAUCAAAGGUGGGUUAUCUAAACUUUUCCCGGAAGAAUUAUUAUAUGAAGUAUUAAAAGGUUCCAUUGAAAAAUCAAAUAUUGAUCCCAAUUUGGUAGAUGAUGUCUUGGUUGGAACUGUUUUACAAACUUUAGGUGGACAAAAGGCAUCAGCCUUGGCUGUGAAAAAGGUAGGAUUUCCUAUUAAAACAACUAUAAAUACAAUUAAUAGACAAUGUGCUUCAUCGGCACAAGCAUUAACAUAUCAGGCAGGUACUUUACUGUCAGGUGAAAAUCAAUUAGUAAUCGCUGCAGGGGUUGAAUCUAUGACUCAUGAUUAUUUCCCUCACCGGGGUAUUCCUACUCGUAUUCACGAACCUUUCAAAGUAUCAGCAAGUGAUGAAGCCAAGAAUGUAUUAAUGCCAAUGGGAAUUACGAGCGAAAAUGUCGCUACUAAAUAUGGUAUUACAAGACUUGAUCAAGAUAAAUUUUCAGUUGAAUCUCACUUAAAGGCAGCUAAAGCUACUGAAUCUGGUCAUUUUGCUAAAGAAAUUAUACCAGUUAAUGCUCGAGUUAGUGAACCAGAUCAGCCAAUUGAAUAUAAAAAUAUAUCUAUAGAUGAUGGUAUUCGAGCAUCUUCCACAUUAGAAAAAUUAUCAACUUUAAAGCCAGUAUUUGCUGAAGAUGGUACUACCACUGCAGGUAAUUCUUCACAGAUAUCCGAUGGUGCAUCUGCUGUUAUUCUUACCACUAGAAAGUUUGCUGAUGAGUUAGGAAUUAAACCUAUUGCAAGAUUUUUAGGUUCUUCAGUUGCAGGAGUUCCAUCGGCAUUUAUGGGUGUUGGACCCUCUGAAGCGAUUCCACAAUUAUUAAAUCGUUUAAAACUUUCAGUGAAUGAUAUUGAUAUAUUUGAAUUAAAUGAAGCAUUUGCAUCACAAUCUCUUUAUUGCAUCAAUAAAUUAAAUCUUGAUAUUAAUAAAGUAAAUCCUUAUGGUGGCGCCAUUGCUCUUGGUCAUCCAUUAGGAGCUACAGGAGGUAGAGUUAUUUCUACUUUAUUGAAUGGAUUAAAAGCUCAAAACAAAGAAUUAGGAAUUAUUUCCAUGUGUACUUCUACAGGACAAGGUUAUGCUGGAUUAUUUGCCAAUGAAUAA